UCGCAUUAUAUAGCAUAGACACGCAUAUAUGGCUUGCAGCGCAUUAAGAAGAAGAAGCAGCAGCUUAAUAAUGCAGCUACUUCCAAAGACAAAUAGUGCUAGUGCUACUACUACUGCCUGCGCAGCAGCUCUCGUGGCCAUUGUGCUACAGCUGCAGCUGGCCGUGGUCUGUCCCGCCGCCGCCGGCGACACGCACCACCUGCACUUGUACAUGCACGACGGCUACACGGGCCCCAGCCCCACCGCCGUGCUGAUCGUGAACGGCACCGUCCCGGUGAUGACGGGCGUGCGGUUCGGCGACACGGUGGUGAUGGACGACGUGCUGACGGAGGGCCCGAGCCGCGCGUCGAGGGUGGUGGGGCGCGCGCAGGGGAUGUACGUGACGGCGUCCCUGCUGCGGGGCGCCCCGGCGAUGCUGCUGUCGGCGAACCUGGUGCUCACCGACUACGGGGCCUACAGCGGCAGCACGGUGGCCGUGAUGGGCCGGAACGACAUCAUGCAGCCCGUGCGCGAGCUGGCGGUGGUCGGCGGCACGGGGCGGUUCCGCAUGGCCACCGGCUACGUGCUCUGGAAGACGGCCACCUGGCGCGGCAAGAACGCUGUCCUCGAGCUCGACGUCUUCCUGCGCGCCUGAUCGAUCGACUGAUCACCGGCCGCAUCGAUCUAUCCUAUCGACAUGACAUCAUGCGCGCCCGAAUAAAUAAAAGCUCCGUUAGUUUUCGUUUUCAGCUCGUUAUUUGUUAACUGAAGCAUGGAUAUGAUGGAUGUCAUGC
Phragmites australis (common reed) is the source of this 773-nucleotide messenger RNA. RefSeq names its product dirigent protein 1-like. The transcript has a single exon. The record is from RefSeq and is a predicted model, not a curated record. Bases 29 to 634 code for a protein of 201 amino acids. NCBI's taxonomy places the organism in Eukaryota, Viridiplantae, Streptophyta, Magnoliopsida, Poales, Poaceae.